Molecule: messenger RNA, 2269 nt
Organism: Phasianus colchicus (ring-necked pheasant)
Lineage: Eukaryota; Metazoa; Chordata; Aves; Galliformes; Phasianidae
Source: RefSeq, a predicted model, not a curated record
AUGCCAGCGCGCCGGCGUUUGAUACCUCCAUUUUCUCUCCAGCUGCCGGCAGUGCCGGCACCGUCUCCGUCCCCGCCGCCUCCGCGCCCUCCGCCCCUGCAUGCAGCCCCGCGGCAACUCCGUCUCACACGCCCAGCCGCGGAGCCGCCUCCUGUCAUGAGGAACUGCAAGAUGGUGCGGGUGGCCAGCGUGCUGGGGUUGGUGAUGCUCAGCAUCGCGCUGCUCAUCCUCUCCUUCAUCAGCUACGUCUCGCUCAAGAAGGACAACAUCUUCGGCGUGCCUCGCGCCGCCAGCCCGAGGGGGCCCCGCAUGCACAUGUUCCACGAGGGAUUCAGGUCCCAGUUCGCGCUGAAGUUCCUGGACCCCUCGUUUGUUCCCAUUACGAACUUGCUGGGCCACGAGUUGCAGGAGAAGCCCUCCAAGUGGGUGUUCAAUCGGACGGCAUUCACACAGCAGAAGCAAGAAAUCCUUCAGUAUGUUGAUGUCAUAAAAAAUUUUUCUUUGACCAAGAAUAGUGUCCAGAUUGGACAGCUGAUGCAUUAUGAUUAUUCCAGCCAUAAGUAUGUUUUUUCUAUAAGCAAUAACUUCAGAUCGCUGCUUCCAGAUGUGUCACCGAUCCUGAAUAAGCAUUACAAUGUUUGCGCUGUGGUUGGAAACAGUGGAAUCUUGACCGGAAGUCAGUGUGGGCAAGAAAUAGAUAAAUCUGAUUUUGUUUUUCGCUGCAAUUUUGCUCCAACUGAGGCAUUCCAAAAAGAUGUUGGAAGGAAAAUUAAUCUCACAACCUUCAACCCCAGCAUCCUGGAAAAGUAUUACAACAAUCUUUUGACCAUUCAGGAUCGCAACAACUUCUUUUUAAGUUUAAAAAAGCUUGAUGGAGCCAUUAUUUGGAUUCCAGCUUUCUUCUUCCACACAUCAGCAACAGUCACAAGAACACUGGUUGACUUCUUUGUUGAGCAUCGAGGCCAACUAAAGGUCCAAUUGGCAUGGCCAGGAAAUAUAAUGCAGCAUGUUAACAGAUACUGGAAAAACAAACACUUGUCACCAAAGCGGCUGAGCACAGGUAUUCUCAUGUAUACCCUUGCUUCUGCUAUUUGUGAAGAAAUUCACUUGUAUGGAUUCUGGCCCUUUGGGUUUGACCCCAACACAAGGGAGGACCUCCCAUAUCACUACUAUGACAAGAAAGGAACCAAGUUUACGACCAAGUGGCAGGAGUCCCACCAGCUGCCUGCAGAGUUCCAGCUCCUCUAUAGGAUGCAUGGUGAAGGACUGGCCAAACUGACCUUGUUGCAUUGUGCCUAAGAACCUAAAUCUUGAAGUCCCAAAUGAUGGUCUAAAAUGUGCCCAAAUCUGAGUUAAAUGUUCUUCAGAUACAAUUCUAAAAGAAAUAUAUAUAUACACUCACCCUAAUAUAUUUUCCAUAAUAUAAAGAUGCUUUUUAAUCACUCCUGUCACCAUUCAUCAAAGGGUUUAAGCAUAUUUAGCAAUGCAGAAGCAUUUAUCAAAUUCUGUGAAUGCUAUUCAUGCAGCAGCACAGCAAAGGUGAAAUAUUUUGCUUUUAUACAUAUGCUAUUAAAUCUGUUUUAAAAUCUUUUCAUAUUUCAGCAUUCCACUAAAUGCCUCUAAACAUCUUAAUUUGAUUGUUCCUUUCAGAUUAGAACUAGAAUUAUGUUUUUCUCACAUAUGUUGCUAUGAGUAGUUCAGCAUACGUAGACUUGCCUUGGCCAAUUGUAAAAGCCACCCCAAAACCCCAGUUAAUUGUCACUUACAAGUUCCUCAGUGUGGAACCCCACUUCCACUGCUUGCAUAUUUUUGUAUUUACUGAAUUUUACUUUUUUUUUUUUUUAAGAACAAUAUGGAGGUCAAAAUAUGGCUUCCUCAUCCCUCCGUGUGCCCCAAUGAACGUGGAGAAUGGGGGGAUAGGAUUCCCAGCCCAGUUAACUGCACAGGAAAGCAUCCCCCCCCCAACAGCUCCACUGGCACCAGAUCAGGGGGGAGAUGGAGUGAGGUUGAGGCAGCCCAAUUUCUGAGAAAUGGCCUUGAGAGGAAAACAAGCACAGUGGGAAUGCAGAGAGUAGGAGAUGUGAUUCCCAGAGUCCUCUUUCACAUUGCUAAGUCCCCAGCCAGACAACUGAAUUAGCAGUCUCAUGUUGCAGUCAAGAACAGAUAUUUGGGAAGAUGCAACUUUCUAAGUACCUUUGAUGGUCAGACUGGUUGCAAAAAAGAUAAAUCUUAGGGUUGCUCGUAUUUGAAAAUCUUGGCCAUGAUGCCU